GUUUAAACCAAAACGCAGCGUUUAACGGCAAAAGCGUCCAGAAGUGUUUAUUUGAACCCGAAGCGGUUAUCAUCUCUUUGUGGUUCUUUUCUUGGGUCCUGUCCUCUGGCGAUUGGAGAUUCUGAAACCCUAAUCUGAUAAUUUCAAUUCGUCUUCCGUGAAGCGACAUGGCUCGUACCAAGCAAACCGCUCGCAAAUCCACCGGUGGAAAGGCUCCAAGGAAGCAGCUCGCAACCAAGGCUGCAAGGAAGUCUGCACCAACCACUGGUGGAGUCAAGAAACCCCAUCGAUACCGCCCUGGAACUGUUGCUCUCCGUGAAAUUCGUAAGUAUCAGAAGAGUACUGAGCUCUUGAUCAGGAAGCUGCCCUUCCAACGUCUUGUUCGUGAAAUUGCACAAGACUUCAAGACUGAUUUGAGGUUCCAGAGCCAUGCUGUACUUGCUCUUCAGGAAGCUGCUGAAGCUUAUCUUGUUGGAUUGUUUGAGGAUACCAAUCUCUGUGCUAUCCAUGCUAAGAGGGUGACCAUUAUGCCCAAGGACAUCCAGCUUGCUAGACGUAUUCGUGGUGAAAGGGCUUAAUUGUAGUAUGUGUUUCGUCAAUAGAAAGAACGAAAAAAAUAUUAUCUUUGUUAUGUUCAUUUAGGUUUAUAUAAUGCUAUGCACUUAUAAGCUGCUAUGUGAUUCAGACUUGAACUGCUGUAUUCUGUUGGUGUUGGUAUUCUGUAUGGUGAAACUUUAAAAUUGUACUACUGUUUCUUAUUGAUAUACCUAUGUUUGUUA
Messenger RNA from Lotus japonicus, 779 nucleotides. RefSeq names its product histone H3.3. The record is from RefSeq and is a predicted model, not a curated record. Bases 168 to 578 code for a protein of 136 amino acids. Gene Ontology annotation, molecular function: structural constituent of chromatin; protein heterodimerization activity; DNA binding. NCBI's taxonomy places the organism in Eukaryota, Viridiplantae, Streptophyta, Magnoliopsida, Fabales, Fabaceae. The transcript is spliced from 5 exons. Gene Ontology annotation, cellular component: nucleosome.